AUAUAUUGGACUCGGAAGUGACGACAGGUGCCGCUGGCUUCACCUGAGUGAAAAUAAUUUAGGCAACACUAUUGCGUGUCAAACGAGUUAGCUAGGUACAUGGUGGUGAAAUAAUGUGUGUAACACUGGCAGAUAAUAUUAUCUAGACAAAUUACAAUCAGAACACCGUUAGCGAAGACGGUGGUUGCUAGAUAGCAGGAGAACCGAUCCAGAGCAAGUACCCUGUACUUGGCUCGCGUUGACGCAACAGCGCUGUGUGUAGGACUAGCUUUAGCUUGCUAGCUACUAUUUCUGAUGGCGAAAAACACUCUUUCGUCGCGAUUCAGGAAACUCGACAUAGAUGAAUUUGAUGAGAACAAAUUCGUUGAUGACCACGAUGAGGCUGUCGAUAAUCAGGGACCGGACGCCACGGAGAUAGACAACCUCAUCAGGAUAGGAGACACGAUGACAGCUUUUCAGCUUGCUCUGCGGAACCCUCCUCUCAACACUAAGAAUCCAGCAAUAAAGGAAAGGGCUCUGGCAAUAGUGCUGAGAGUGUUGACAUCAUUUAAGUCAAGUGAUAUUGAGCCAGCCGUCAAGUCUCUUGACAGAAGCGGGGUGGACCUGCUUAUGAAGUACAUAUAUAGAGGCUUCGAGAAGCCCUCCGACAAUAGCAGUGCCAUUCUCCUACAGUGGCACGAAAAGGCUUUCGCAGUUGGGGGCUUAGGGUCAAUCGUACGAGUUCUGACGGCCCGAAAGACCGUUUGAAGGGAGGGGCUUUAUCACGUGGAGUGUCUCGGAUGACCACUGGCAAGAGGAGUGACUGCCUUCUGUGGAAGGGAAAGUAGAUUAUCACAAUUUCUUACUGAAAAAACCCUUACACUACAUAAGUUAAAGACAAAACACAAAGGGAACAUUUAUUUUUAGUUUCAAAAUGUAUGGGAUAGCUGUAAUUUAGGAAAGGAUAUGUGUUCAUGUAUAGGAUUAUCAUUUUUACCCUAUCACGAGUUAUUUGGUCGUUCUUUGUUGCAUUUCUGUUCUAAUACCAUUGAGAAGCAUCAGCAUGUUUCUUUGAGGGUGGGGAAAGGAAGGAAAAGAGACAUGAACAUGGCCGGUCAAAGGAAGGGUGUACAUUAAGUGGUACUGUACCUUUAUACCAGUGUGUGUGUGUGUGUGUGACAUUCAGUGUGCUUGCGAGUGUAUGUCUGAUAUGUUAGUGUAGUAUUUCAUUUUUUCUCAUUGUCAUUUUUGUACAGACAGAAGUACAUUUUAAUAUAAAGAGAUUGAGAUUCAAUUAAUUGGUAUGCAGGGUGGGGUAUAUUGAACAAUGGGGGAUUUUGUUGUGAAGUGCCUGCUGCAAUAAAACUGGAAACAAGUGUCCUUGUCAUUUGCCCUCUCUAUGGGAGCCAAAUUUAGUUGUUUUGACCAAUCACAAUCGGAUAUUUUCAGAACUGAUUAGUGGGGAAAAAACAGUUGGGCUGGCUGUAAAGUGCCGUGUUGUAUAUUUAGAAUAGUGGUAGUGAAUUUGGCUGUGGAACCUGUAUUCCUGUUCAGAUUGAACACAACCAAUGCAUGUGUGACGAACUGCUCUUUCCACACUAGGGCUAAUAUUCUUGUGAAUCUACAAACUUUAGUUCCAGAGCAAAAUCAGUCAUCCAAAGAGUAUAAAUUAUUUUUAGUUUGCAUAUUCUACGAGCAGAGUAUUUUCAGGAACCCAGGCUGCCCUAUGCACUUGUGGAGAGGUGUGAGGAUUACAAUAUGGUGAAAAUUCCAUUUAGUCUACCGGAGGGUGAAGUGGAGCUAGAUGAUAACAAGUGCAUAGGGGUCAAUUUGGUAUUGGGUGUUUGCGUGACAAUAGCCCUUAAGUGCAAAAUCAUGUAUAUUUGUGAACUGUCAAUUUCAGGGUAGGACAUCAGGAGGCAAAUUUGGUGUAAAAGGUUAAAUUUGAUUAAAUGUGUGAAGUUGUGUUAGCGGUAAACAAGAGGAAACAAAUUAAUGAAAGCUGCCUCCUAUGCUUAACCAGAAACAUCAAGCUCCAAAUUACAUCUCACAGCCACCCAGGGGUGUCUAAUUUUAACAGAUACAUAGACAUAACUACCAUUGUCACAUCAACAACAUGUCUACAUAAAACCCUUCGAGAAAUAUAUCAGCUAAACUGAAUUAUGCUGUCAGCAUCAACUGGAGGACUUUUAUAUUUAGUUUUUCUUGAGCAAGAAGAAACUGGUAUAAAUCAUCUCUGUGCCCAUCGUUGACUAGUGGCAUAUAAUAAAUGCUAUGGAACAAGAUGUGGUUUACCAUGUAGCUGUUUAGCACGAAAUAUCAUGCUAAGUGGGGGACAUUGACUUAGGGCUCCAUUCAAGCCGUAUUGCGUAAGUUCAGCGCUACAGCCUGAUUUAAAAGCAAUCUACGUUAGCGGAGAGCGCAUUCACGGUAAACACUGCAUACAGUAUGUCGGCUCAAUCAAAAAUGACCUGUACGUUGCUAUUGUGCAAUCUAACACUUCAGUGAUACAGAUCAAAUAGAGUUCUCACAUUGGUUUUGGUUAGAAAACUUUAACCUUUACACUCCCGGGUUCUGGAACACAUUGCAAAUUAAAAUCAGUUAACAUUUCCGUGGUGUUUGUAAAUGAAUUCAUUAUCCGAAACAAAAUUUCAGUCCAAAAGUAUCUUGCCUAUGCCUACUGUAUUGUUGAUUUGAUGUAUUAAAUAAAAUGUUUCAUUGCU
This is a messenger RNA of Oncorhynchus mykiss (rainbow trout), 2702 nucleotides long. NCBI's taxonomy places the organism in Eukaryota, Metazoa, Chordata, Actinopteri, Salmoniformes, Salmonidae. The record is from RefSeq and is a predicted model, not a curated record.